This is a messenger RNA of Diaporthe citri, 2325 nucleotides long. RefSeq lists its product as uncharacterized. Gene Ontology annotation, molecular function: oxidoreductase activity, acting on CH-OH group of donors; flavin adenine dinucleotide binding. The record is from RefSeq and is a predicted model, not a curated record. Lineage: Eukaryota; Fungi; Ascomycota; Sordariomycetes; Diaporthales; Diaporthaceae. The transcript is spliced from 2 exons. Bases 1 to 2325 code for a protein of 774 amino acids.
AUGGUCCCUCGAACACUCCUGGCCACGGCCGCCAUGGCCGCUGGCGUCCUGGGUCAGCAAUCCACCACAUACACCGAUGACAAGUCCGGCAUCAAGUUCUCGUACUACGAGAAGACUGGCUGGGGUUUCGGUCUGGCUCUCCCCGAGAACCCUGAGGCGGGCGGUGACUUCAUCGGUAUCCUGCAGUCCAACACAGUCGAGGGUUACGCUGCCGUCUCCCUGGGUGGUCCCAUGGCCAACUCCCUGCUCGUCUGCGCGUGGGCCGACGGCGACAAGAUGGUCGGCUCUCUGCGCAAGGCCACUGGCUACACCAACCCCAGCCCGGUCACCGACGACUCGAUGGGCAUGUACGAGAUCUCCAAGGGCACUGCCGUGAACUCCACCGGCUGGCAAUACACCUUCCUCUGCAAGGGGUGUAUCACAAACGACACUGCUUCCUUCACCAUCAACGAGGAGGCUGAUGUCUUCGGAUACGCCCUGUCAAAGACUGCCCUGACCGACACCAGCGACGCCUCGGCGACUCUCAACUACCACGGCGCUGCGUUCGGUGAGUACAGCCACAGCCUGGCUGACGCCAAGUCUGCCGACUACGAGACCUGGGCUGCUCUGGCCUCCAAGACCGAGAGCGGUUCGUCAACCGGUGGCGCGAGCAACUCCACCACUGGUGGCAGCGCUCAGAACGUCACCACCACCACCAGCAACUCCACCUACGACUACAUCGUGGCCGGCGGCGGUGCGGCUGGUCUGGUCGUCGCUGAGCGUCUCGUUGAGUCUGGUGCCUCUGUCCUCCUCCUUGAGCGUGGUGGUGCCUCCACCUACUCCACUGGGGGUGAUGCUACCGUCUCUUACAACGACACCAUCACCCAGUACGACGUUCCCGCCAUGGCCUACUACCUCAGCUCGGCCAGUGAGACUUCCGAGUACUGCCUCGACACCGCUUCCAUGGCCGGCUGCCUCCUCGGUGGUUCCACCAUGGUCAACGCUCUGAUGUUCGUUAAGCCUGCGGCACACGACUUUGACGACAAGUGGCCCACGGGCUGGAAGUGGUCUGACGUGUCCUCCUCCGCCGAUGCUUUCUACGAGCGCAGCCCUGGUUACAUCCUCGAGAACGGCACUGGUGUCGACAUGGACGCCUUCACCGUCAUGUCCGGCUUCCUUGAGAAGCAGGGCUGGUCGCACACCAACGCUCUCGAGAACCCCGACGACAAGCAGAAGGUCUUCUCGCACCCUCCUUGGUUGAUUCAGGACGGUCUCCGUGGCGGCCCUAUCCGCUCGUACCUUCCCCUGGCCCAGGCCAAGAACAACUUCAAGCUGUCCCUGAACACCAAGCUCGUCCGUGUCAUCCGCGAGGGCUCCGCCGCCACUGGUGUCGAGGUUGAGCUGUCCAACGGCAACCGCCAGAUCAUCAACCUCACCUCCAGCGGCAAGAUCCAGACCGUCAAGAGCGGCUCCGUCAAGGUCACCCUGCCCGAGGAGGCUGACUGGAUCGAGCUCCCCGUCGGCGAGAACCUGCAGGACCACCCCAUCUUCACCGUCAGCCUGAACGUCAAGGACGGCCUGUCCGCGCUGCCCAGCACCGCCUUCACCGCCCCCAACACGACGGUCGUCUCCGACUUCAACACCAAGUCCGCGGGUCUGCUCGCCCAGGCCGGCCAGCGUAUCAACAUCUGGAACACUGUUGAGUCCGACGACGGCGCGACCUACUACGUCCAGGGAACCAUCAACGCCCCCUCGGCCAACACCAUCAAGAUCAAGGUCUACCUGACGCACGGCAUCACCUCCACCGGCGUCCUGGGCAUCACCUCGUCGGGCUCGACCGAGAUCACCACGCAGCCCUACCUCACGUCGACGGGCGACAAGAGCGCCAUCACCAACUUCAUGAAGCAGCUCAUCGAGAUGGUCAACAGCGCCGACUCCCCCUUCACCCUCAACUCGACCGCCGAGGCCCUCAUCGCCGAGGACAACAUGACCACCGGCUCGCACUUUGUCGGCACCGCCCGCAUGGGCGCCUCCAACGACGGCAAGUCCGUCGUCGACACCAACACAAAGGUCUGGGGCACCGACAACAUCUACGUCGUCGACGCCUCCAUGCACCCCGACCUGCCCACGGGCAACACCCAGGCCAUCGUCAUGGUCGCCGCCGAGCACGCCGCCAAGGCCAUCCUCGCCGACUCCACGGGCGCCUCCACCUCGAGCAACGCCAGCUCCAGCUCCGGCUCCGGCUCCUCGGCCGGCAGCGCCAGCGCCAGCGCGCCCGCCGCCACCGGCGCCUCGGGCUCCGGCUCCUCCUGCAAGCGCAGGCGCGCUGCCGCCAGGCAGCUGUAA